UUUCGUUGCAGAGCCUUCCAAGAACUGUUUGUCCCAGCGUGCCCUGCUUGAUUGCGCAUAUUUGUCGGUUUGCUGAAGCACUCACUGUGUGGCAGGCUGAAGGAGUAAAGUGUGCGGUUCAGUCCAAAAAGUAGCUGAGCGGCUGUUGCUGUGUGAGGGGAGACCAGACGAGACGAGUUGAGUUGCUGCUGGCAGCGCGCGAGGAGCCGAAUCCCCACACACCUGAGCAGCGCGACGGCUGGUUGCACCCAGGAGACAAGUGUCUGCGGACAUGGCGAGUCCGAGCUGCUCAGUCUGAAUCAGCAUAAAGCCGAGAAAAAAGUACCCAACUCUCUUUUUUUCUUUUGUAUGACUCCAAUCAGUGGAGAAUUUUCUACUUGGUUCCCAUUGACUUCAAUUUUGCUAGGGCCUCUUGAUGCCACUGUGGAGGAGUAGGUUCAAGUUGAUUGGGUGGAGGCCGAUGACCCAGGCUGUGGGGUGUAAAACAGAUCCAAAUGACUCCAGCUGGCGUGAAAACAAGCCUAAUGUACCAGGUUCUGCUGGAAAGAGGAGAGGUUUUGGCAACGCUGACAAAGCCCAUAGUGUAGUGGGCCUUUUGCUCACUGGUAAGACGGAACGAGGAUCUUGGGAAGAGAUGAAUGCGGAUCUUAUUCUUGAAGAGACCUUAAUUAAAAGAUCACAACAGAAGAAACGGACAUCUCCACUCAAUUACAAAGAAAGAUUGUUUGUUUUGACAAAGUCAAGAUUAACGUACUAUGAUGGUCGUCCUGAGAAAAAACACAAAAAGGGCUCCGUUGACUUGCAAAAAAUCAAGUGUGCAGAAAUAGUGAAACACGACAGUGGCCCUAUUCCUUGUCAGAACAAGUAUCCUUUUCAGAUUAUAUACGAUUGUAAUACCUUGUAUGUUUUUGCUCCAACCUUUGAGAGCAGAAGUGUGUGGGUGAAAACGCUAAAAGAAGAAAUAAGAAAUAAUGAAUUAAUAGUCCCAAAAUAUCAUCCAAAUUUCUGGGCAGAAGGAGUAUGGCAAUGCUGUAGACAAGCGGAUAAACUUGCUCCAGGAUGUGAGGAAUAUAACCUCUUUGGUGAUAUUACUCGAAAGCCACUUCCUCCAACACCAGACGAUGUGCUACAUAACAAUCUAACAGGAUGUGUUUAUAAGCCUCCAUCUCUCCUACCACAAAAUGAAGAUGAAGAUGAGGAAGAUGAGGAGGAGGAGGAGUUGGUUCUAGCAAUGUAUGACUUUGAAGCAUUAGAGACCCACGAUCUAAAUCUAGUGAAGGGUGAAGAAUAUGUCCUGUUACAAAAAAGUGACGUGCAUUGGUGGAAAGCAAAAGAUAAAAAUGGACGUGAGGGCUACAUACCAAGCAACUAUGUAACUGAGAAGAAAUCCAAUAAUCUAGAAAAAUACGAGUGGUAUUGCAGAAAUGUUAAUAGAAGUAAAGCAGAACAUUUACUGAAAUCUGAGAAGGCAGCUACCGAUGAGCACUGCAACCUCACCAGGAACUCCGCAGCGCCUCACAAUUACCGAGGGAUAAUCACUUAUCCAAGCUACUCUUACCAAUGGACACAUGAUAGGUACUCAAAACGUCAGGAUAAAGAGGGAAGCUUUAUUGUGAGAGAUUCCAGCCAACCUGGAAUGUAUACAGUAUCUCUUUACACCAAAUUUGGAGGAGAUGGCAAUGGAUCAACCCGACAUUAUCACAUAAAGCUGACCCAGGGACCUCACAGAGAGUUCUAUCUGGCAGAAAAACAUCUGUUUAACAACAUUCCUGAAUUAAUUGAGUAUCAUCAGCAUAAUGCAGCAGGUCUUGUCACACGACUGCGAUAUCCAGUCGGCCGCAAAGGACGAUCUGCACCUACAACUGCUGGCUUUAGCUAUGAUAAAUGGGAAAUCAAUCCAUCUGAUCUAACGUUUAUGAAAGAGCUGGGAAGUGGACAGUUUGGAGUGGUGCGUUUAGGAAAGUGGCGGGCUCAACACAAAGUAGCAAUUAAAGCAAUUCGCGAAGGUGCAAUGUAUGAAGAGGAUUUCAUAGAAGAAGCUAAAAUCAUGAUGAAAUUAUCUCAUCCUAAAUUAGUGCAAUUAUAUGGAGUUUGCACACAGCAGAAACCAAUAUAUAUAGUGACUGAAUUUAUGGAACUUGGUUGUCUGCUGAACUACCUCCGACAAAGAAGAGGCCAGUUAAACAACGAAAUGUUACUAAGCAUGUGCCAGGAUGUGUGCGAUGGCAUGUCAUAUUUGGAGGCAAAUGGAUUCAUCCAUAGAGAUCUGGCUGCCAGAAACUGUUUAGUGAAUGAAUCUCAUGUGGUGAAAGUGUCUGAUUUUGGAAUGACCAGAUAUGUCUUGGAUGAUCAGUACACUAGUUCUUCAGGUGCCAAGUUUCCUGUGAAAUGGUCACCUCCUGAGGUGCUACAUUACUCUAAGUUCAGCAGUAAAUCAGAUGUGUGGUCAUUUGGUGUUCUGAUAUGGGAAGUUUACAAUGAGGGCAAGAUGCCAUUUGAAACCAAAACAAAUGCUGAGGUGGUUGAGUUCAUUUCAUCUGGUUGUCGACUCUAUCGACCAAAACAAGCAUCAAAGGCGGUGUAUGAGAUUAUGAACCAAUGUUGGCAUGAGAAAGCAGAGAAACGACCAAGUUUUUCAUACCUGUUGCUGAUGAUUAAUCAAAUAAUGGAAUGUGACUGUUAAAGUGGCUCUCCUGGUUGGUUAUGGACUGCUGGAAUUAAAUCAUGAUGCUGCAAAUCCUGUCCGGUGUUAUGACAGAUUUUCUUUUAGGUGAUUGUCCUGGAUUCGAAACAUCAAGUAAAAGCUUUGUCUCUAUCUGAGUAAAAGUGUGGUAAUUAUACACUUGAGGAAGACUAUCUGUUGAUGCAGAUGCUUGUUGGCCAUAUGGCAUUUUAAACGUCAACAUACAUAUUUGUUGAGAAGAGGUAUCUCUAAUGUUUCUGCCAGCCUAGAGUUUGCAACACAGUGCCACUUGUCAGCAUUGAAACUGACCCUGAAUCAUCACUGUUGUUUGAUGAGUAUUUUUUUCUUCGCUGAUUCUAUAUCUUAAGUGCAAUUUUCAAUCUAUUGUCUACUUCUGUCCACUAAUACCAAAAGCAUUUUGCUGUUCAAAUUCUGUGUAGCUAUUAAUCCUCAUUGCCUCUGCCUGAGCUGGAUUUUCCCCUAUAUUUCAAUAUUGUGAUUCUACAACACUGUACCACACAAUCUCCAUUAAUUACUGAGCAAUUAUCUGAAUUGCUGAGUUAUGUGGACCAUAUUUGAUAGCUUUUGGUUAACAGCUGGAGCAGCAACCCACAAUCCAAAUUAAUUUGUGUACAUUUAUUAACCUACUUAGUAUCCCAACAUCUCACAACAGCAUAAAAAUAAAAUGCCAGAAAUAGACAUAAGGUUUUAAAUGAAGAAUUUUUAAUCAGAUCCACCCUACGUCUGAAAUAAUAACCUAUCCUUUUUCAUUUUCGAUUAAUGAGGUGCAUUUGUUUAAUUUGAGAUGAUCUGAUAUGAAAGUCAAGUUAUUUUGCCAAAUGUAAAGUCUCAAUUUUCUAUCAAGUCCACUGCACAUUUCUUGAGCAGUGGGAAUAUAACUCUAGAUUUAUGUAUAAGUAACAGCGAUGAACAAUACCAAUCUGUAACUAGGUUUGUAUGAAGAAAACUGAUUAAUUAGGAAAACUUCAAUUGUUGGAACUAUCUGAUUCAAAGUUUGAAGUUCUGACUUUCCUCAGAGCCUGGGCAGAAUUCUGUUGCAAAACUUGUGGGAGUGGAGUAGUGAGAGUGGAAAAGCAAUGGUGACCCAGAAACAUAGGAUUGCCGACCUGAAUAUGUCUCUUGAACUUACAGCAGGAGCAAGAACAAGGUAGCUUCAAUCAUGCGUUUAUAGGCCCUACUUGGCCAUCGGAGGCCCUCAACAAAUAUGGGGUUCUGUGGUCAAACUCAACAUAACGCAAAAAGAACCUUGUGACUGUUGAAUCAAAAUAUUCUGGCAUUAAAAUUGAUUUGUUGCAAUAUAAAUUUGUUGCAGAUUUGUUGCAAUAUAAAUACAAAAUUAGUUCAUAAUUUAAGCACAAUACGUUAUGGUAUGAUUUGCAUUAUUAUUAAUACAGUGUGCAAACGUUCAUAUGGGCCUAUUUCUUAAUGCAUUUUAAUAUUUGAUGGAGAGUUCCCACUCAUAAAUGCCCAGUGAUAUGGAUGCUGGAUAGAUACUAGCGUCUGUGUCAAUGGCGAAGAAUAAGAGUAGCAGCCCAGAGGGGUAUCCAGGCUGGGAAUACACAGAAGAACCAAGGCAGCAAAAGGCAAAUUGACAGCCUUAUUAAAGGGGAGUCAGGAAGUGCAAUAUUUACAGAUUUUGCCCUUGGCCAAUCAGACGCGCUACUGCCCCCAAAUCCCACCUGAACCCCCAGCAUCUUAGCAGGUAAUGUAUAUUUCAAGCACCACCAACCUCAGCCUGCCACCUGCAGUUGUCAAAGAGACACCCAGAAAGGCAUAGAUGCUAUCAAUUUUUUUUUCAAAUGAAAUGAGUGCUCUCUGAACUCUCAUAUACCAGCAAGGUUAGGGAUAUAAGACAGCGGGAGGUUGGGAUUCCAACUUCAUUGCACUUAGGAAGCAGAGUGAUAACAAGGCCCCAAAACAUACAGUGAAAAAAUGCCUAUUCUGAUUUAGCUACUGAAUAACAGAAAUAUCAUAAUUUUGCUAGCGGAAAAUGUGUUUCAACAGUAAAAUGGCAUGGGUACACCAGAAAUUAUUUUUAAAAAAUGAGCUAGCAGUCAGAUGACCAUGUUAAGUAGGCACACUAACACACCUCUGCAAAAGGAGGAUUAAUAGAGCUAUAUUUCCACACUCAGUUCCUUUCUGGGUAAGUUAGAAAAUUCAGCCAGUGUACGUAAACACUUUCCUCAUAAAAAGGUCAGGUUAGGAAUUCAGAUAAUCUCAGACUAUCCUUCAAACUCUCCCAGAGUUUUCAUUGGAGAGCUCAGAGGAUGUACCUUGAUUGACUUUCCUGUUGGCUUGACACUGCCAUGGACAAAAAACCUAAAGUUUGGGGAAUAACUAAAUGAUGGGGAGAUCAAAGCAACUUGAAGUACAUAUGCAAUUCUGCACUGUAUUAUAAUAUUUAUUAAUUGUUCAAUGAUUUGUUAACAUUGAUUAACAAUCCAAGAGUGAAUGUGCAUCUUUCCAACACUAGAAAAGCAGUACUGUAAGAGAAGUUUAGAACUUUGUUUAUAUUGUAUUAAAAACAUUUAAAAAUUUUAUUAGAGAUGUGGCACUUACGAAUGCGAUUUAGCAAGUGUGUAUAUAUCAAGACUAACUGUUUCCUCUUGCAGUUUAAUUUCCUACUCAUUCAGUAAUUGAAAAUCUGUGUUCCUGAAAAUAACUGGCUCAGGGAUAAUCAGUCAUGGAUAUAAUCAAUUAAUUUAGUUUCCAAAUUAGAUUAACUUUUAUAAUGUUACAAUACUUCGUAUUUUUCUGCUGCUCAUGCUGGUAAUGACACUCAAAUAUUUAGCAACAAAAACUGGAAAUUUUAAGAUAUAUUGUAUUUUUUCCACCUUUGCCCUUGUACAUAAGCCAAAUAAAUAUAUUAAUUAAUUGAA
Messenger RNA from Carcharodon carcharias (great white shark), 5583 nucleotides. RefSeq names its product tec protein tyrosine kinase (gene tec). NCBI's taxonomy places the organism in Eukaryota, Metazoa, Chordata, Chondrichthyes, Lamniformes, Lamnidae. Bases 416 to 2683 code for a protein of 755 amino acids. Gene Ontology annotation, molecular function: ATP binding; protein binding; non-membrane spanning protein tyrosine kinase activity. Gene Ontology annotation, biological process: adaptive immune response; B cell receptor signaling pathway; intracellular signal transduction. The transcript is spliced from 20 exons. The record is from RefSeq and is a predicted model, not a curated record.